Molecule: messenger RNA, 4700 nt
Organism: Dioscorea cayenensis subsp. rotundata (Guinea yam)
Lineage: Eukaryota; Viridiplantae; Streptophyta; Magnoliopsida; Dioscoreales; Dioscoreaceae
Product: mediator of RNA polymerase II transcription subunit 33A-like
Exons: 12
Coding region: 106-3990 (1294 amino acids)
Biological process (GO): regulation of phenylpropanoid metabolic process
Cellular component (GO): mediator complex
Source: RefSeq, a predicted model, not a curated record
CAGUCAAAAUGGGCCUUCUUCCGCGACUCCGAGUUUGGACCGCUAAACAUCGAUCGGCAGCACUCCGUUCAAACCUCGCACCAAACGCGAAAGCCCGCGCCAACGAUGGAGCCCCGGCCGCUGGUGGAGCUUGAGGCGACGGCGAUGGAGGCCGAGCUUGGCCGCCGAGCUCACGAUCCCACCGACCUCGCUCAUGUCCUCGUCUCUGAGCUCUGCUCCGCGACCACCUCUAACUCUCCUGCUCUUUGGAAGCUGCUUGAUCGUGGGCUCUCGUCUCGGCUUCUCUCCCCUCUCCUCUGCUUCUCAUUGCUCGCUCCUAGGGUGAUCCCUCGCCGGAAGUCGCAACCGGAGGCUUACCGCCUUUUCCUUGAGCUCCUGAGACGAUAUGCUAUGUUUAUCCCUUGUCUGGAAUAUAAUCCUUGUAGAGAUAAGAUCAUUAAGUCGGUUGAUGAUGCUCUGCAGCUUUCGCAGAAUUACGGGUUUGAGAAAGUGGGAUUUGGAUGUGUUUUGGUUUCUUUCUAUUUAGAUUUGAUAAUAAAGUUGAUUGAUAGUACAAUGGAGGACUGGGGGUUGAAAUCAGGGCAUGAGGGUGAAGCAUGUGAGGCUAUGGACGUGGAUGAUGUGGCGAAGAUGGAUGAGAGAAGGAAUGAGCAUCGUGAGAUGUUGCGGAGAACUAAUGCACAAUUAGCUCUUGAGGUCGUGGAGAAUAUCACAGAGAGCAAGAAAGCUAGGGUUUUUCUGCGGCUGGUUCGGCUAAACAUGCCUGAGCAGUUCAGGGAUGUCAUGCAGAGACUGCAAUUCAUUGAAGCGCAUAAAUCAAACUCCCUCAAUUUAAAAUCUGCUGAUCAUCUUCUUGCCAAGUUGUUCUCAAACAUGCAAAAGGUUAUGGAUGGGGAAUAUCAGUUGGCUAGGCAUCAAGUUAUUGGAGUUCUUGUUGACGUUCAUUCUUGUGGUUGGACCUCCUGCCACAAUUCUGGAGCUGGUCGUACUCCUUGUUGGAUUUCUUUUGACAUUUCGAUGGAGAAUGCCGUGGAUGGAAAGCAUCUAAAUGCCAUAUCUUGUAUUGAAAUACUUGCUGAAUUGACAAAGACACUCCAAGUUGUGAAUCAGGCUAGCUGGCAAGAGACCUUUCUAGCUAUGUGGGUUUCUGCUCUUCGUCUUGUACAACGUGACCGCGAACCAAUGGAAGGUCCUAUGCCACAUCUUGAUGCUCGACUUUGCAUGCUAAUGUCUAUUGUUCCAUUGGCAAUAGUUCAUGUUCUAAAGGAUGAGGCUGUGACAGGCACUCUUGAGCAAAAUUGUACUUCAAGAAUGUCAAAAAAUGGAUGUGAUCAUGGCCGUGAUAGAAACAAAUUUGCCUCAAAAAGGCAUGGUCUAAUUUCUGCUCUCCAAGUAUUAGGGCAAUUUUCUAGGCUGCUAUCACCUCCUCCAUCAGUUAUCGUUGCAGCUAAUAAUGCUGCCUCAAAAGCAGCUACAUUCAUUUCGAGUCUCAAGAAAGGAAUUGGCAGUCUAAGUGGAGGCAUCCAGAAUGGUCCUUCUGUCAAAGCAGCGGGAAGCAUGCUGCAUCUUAUAGUUGAAGCCUGCAUUGCAAGGAAACUGAUUGAUACAUCUGCUUAUUUUUGGCCUGACUAUGUGGUUCCACAGGCACCAUCAAAUGAUUCAAUCAUAACUCAUGAAUCUCCUUGGCCAACUUUUAUGGGAGGAGCUCCACUUACUGGUUCCCUUAAAAAUGCUCUCAUAAUGACUCCUGCAUCUAGCCAACUGGAAAUUGAAAGAUUGUACAACAUUGCCUUGAAUGGGUCUGAAGAAGAAAAAACCACUGCUGCAAAAAUUCUCUGUGGUGCAUCUCUUGCUAGUGGCUGGAAUGUUCAGGAACAUGUAGUCCACACUUUGAUCAAGCUACUCUCUCCUCCUCUACCUUUUGUUGCUCAUAUGUCAAUGCUAAAUGCUAUUCUGCUUGGGGUUUCAUGUGUUGACAUUGUUCACAUUCUUUCAUUAUUUGGCGUGGUUCCUCAAGUUGCAGCAGCUUUGAUGCCCCUUUGUGAGGCUUUUGGGUCUUUACCACCACCUCCUGAUCACAGAUCAUGCAUUUCUGAUGAACCUUCUGUCUAUUCGGUCUUUUCAUGUGCAUUUCUUCUUCUGCUUCGCAUGUGGAAAUUUUAUCGACCACCUCAAGAACAUUGUAUUGCAGGUCGUGGAGGAAAUGUCAGGAUGCAAUUAACUUUAGACUACCUCUUAUUACUGCAUAAUACAAUGAUUGAUAUGCAGAAGUCUGCACCUACUGAUGGUGCCAAAAUAACUAUGGACCCUCCUAAUGGAUCAUCUGGUCAACCUGUGUAUAUAGACUCUUUUCCAAAACUGCGAGCUUGGUACCUUCAAAAUCAAGCUUAUAUUGCCUCGACUAUUUCUGGUAUGUCUAGUAAGAACCCAGUUCAUCAAGUUGCCAAUAGGAUAUUGAGUAUGCUUUACCGAAAAACUGCAAAGAAUGGAAGUGUUUCUGCAAAUCCAUCAACUUCAGGUAAUAACACGAGUGGAUCACCUAAUAAUUCUGGGGAUGAUGUGUAUCAAAAACCCAUAGGUCCCGCAUGGGAGAUUUUGGAAGCUACUCCAUUUGUACUUGAAGCCAUGUUGACUGCGUGUGCCCAUGGAAGGCUAUCAUCACGAGAUCUAACCACAGGGUUGAGAGAUCUUGUGGAUUUCCUACCAGCAUCGCUUGCAGCCAUUGUCAGUUAUUUUUCAGCAGAAAUUACUCGAGGUAUCUGGAAACCUGUUCCAAUGAAUGGAACUGAUUGGCCUAGUCCUGCUGCAAACAUUCUCUCAGUAGCAUCUGAAAUUAAAGAUAUCCUUGAAUCUGCUGGAGUUCAUAAUCCCGACUAUCAUACAAGUGGGACUUCACUUGUUAUGCUCCCGUUGCCAAUGGCGGCCUUUGUGAGUUUAACCAUCACAUUUAAGCUAGACAAGUCCUUGGACUACAUUCAUGGAGUGGUUGGGCAGGCUCUGGAGAAUUGUUCAACUGGCUUUUCAUGGCCUAGCAUGCCAGUCAUUGGAGCUUUGUGGGUGCAAAAAGUGCCACGUUGGCAUGAUUUCAUCUUAUUAGCGUGUGCGCGCUCUCCCUUCACUCAGGACAAGGGAGCCACCACCCAGCUGAUCCGAAGCUGUUUCUCUUCCUUUCUUGGUCCAACACUGACUUCAGGUUCUCAUCUAAUAGCUCCUCUAGGAGUGAAUGGGCUCUUAGGUGAAGCUAUCUCAGAUGAUGGGUUCAGGCUACCAGUUGCACCUGGCUUCCUUUACCUCCGAUCAUGCAGAUUGUUUCAUGACACACAUUUUAUCAAUGAAGUAAUCCUCAGGAUGGUUAUUGAGUGGGCUCGUGAACCUGCAACCGGAUGGACUUCUGGAGGAAGUACCAGACUGAAGUCAAGUAGAAACUCAUUAGCAUUUGCUGCUGGAAGAGCAAAGGAGGCAGCCAGUCUUGGGACAAGCCUUCUUUGCGUGGCUGGUGGCCUUCAGCUGGUUCAAGUAUUGUAUGAGGAGACAUUGCCCACAUAUUUACUAACAGCAAGAGAAGCAGAUAAGGGAAGUUCAAGGUCCCUCUCCAAUAUCCUAGAGGGCUAUGCCAUUGCCUACAUGCUUAUCCUCUCAGGUGCUUGUCUUUGGGGAGUUGGGGAGACCUCCUCGGCAUUUGCAUCAUUAUUCUCGUCAAAACGAGCCCGUUCUAUUGGUAUUCACUUGGAUUUUAUUGUGUGGGCCUUGGAAGGUAAUGUUUCCCUUGGGUGCAAUCCUGUGACUUGGAAGGCAUAUGUGUCCUGCCUAGUUGGCUUGCUGGUGUGCUUUGUUCCAGCAUGGGUGCCAGAGAUGAAGCAGGAGACACUGCAGAAGCUGGCACUUGGACUCAGAGGAUGGGGAGAGAUUGACCUUGCACUAGCACUAUUGGAAAGAGGCGGCCCUGCUUCCAUUGAAGAAGUGGUUGAGACUGUGAUGCAAUCACCUUAAAUGUUGCAGUGAUAUGGAAUUCUAGUGAAGGUGCUAAUAAAUCAUAUAUGAUAAUUCUACUGGGUGAUAGAAGUGGCAGGUUUAAGCAUUAUCUCUAGCUUUAGUUUUUCGGCUUAUGGACUACAUUGUAUAUAGGCCAUUAGAAGGUAUGCCUCAGCUCAAUCUUGUGUGCUUCCAAGCUGAUCUGACUAAUUUAAGCUGGCGGGGUUCGCCAUCCAUCUGGCCUACCUAUUCAUCAAUCAAUACUAAAUCAGGUUAGUGGCUGCUGUUGCUGCUGCCAAGGCUCAAAAGUUCUUCCUGCGAUGACCUUUUGCUUCCAGCUGACUAUCCUCAGGUAUUAACAGGCCUGUAAUUUGCUUAGGUUCUGCAGCAUUGACAUAACUGGCAUGAAUGAAGAGCAAGGAUUUUUCUUUAGGAUGUUUUGUCAAAAUUCCAGCAAAAGGCAGCCCUUCUAUUGAUUUCUACUGUUAUUGCACAGCUGGCCUUGGAACAAUGACAUACUUUUGGAACAUUGUCCAGCCUUAUCUGCUGAAAAAUGGUACUGUCUGGGUACUGAUAAUUAUUGCUGUUUCUACGUUUGAUCAACUGAUGAGCAAGUUAUACUGUUGUCACUAUUAGGAAUUUUCACAUGACUGCUGCUCUUGUAAAUGAAUGCUUUUUUUAUUUUAUAAAAAAAAAAAAAAAAAUCAUAUCUGUGCAUUCACACCUUA